AAUCAAUCUGUAUCAUCCAUCAACUCCGCCGGUCCUCUGCUCUCAACCAUGCUCGGAGGGCGACGGCAACUCCAGCCGAAACCUCACAAACCACCACAGGCCGCUAGCCAUGCAGCUCCUCUUGGCGGCAAUACAACUUUGCUACUCGGACUUGGACUGACAAUUAUCGUCCUCACUUUGAUUGUUCUUCUUGGACUUUCCAUCUUCCAUACCUUCUAUCCAAAGCGAAGCAAACGGAAUGGCAUAAGAAAGACAGAAGAUCUACUUCCGAACACUGGAGAGACGUCUGAGUUGAAGAGCUUGCCAAAUACUUCAUCGCUCAAAAGACCUGAUGCCUCGUGUGCGGACGACUCUCCGAGAGACCCGCAAUGGCUGCAAGAGUAUGGCCUCGAGAGCCAGAUGCGAAGUUCUUCAAAAGCGAUGAUUUGUGUCCCAGCAGAGGUAGCCGAGGAAAUGCAAUAUUCCCCAGGCGAGUUAGCCGACGCCAUGUCGGAUGGCAAGAGACAUACCAUGACGGCUCAGGAAAGAAUCUGCUCUGUUGUCUACACCUCCAUGGAGGGUUUUCAAGGUGAGUUGAGCCAGGAUGCCAUUUAA
Molecule: messenger RNA, 594 nt
Organism: Protopolystoma xenopodis
Lineage: Eukaryota; Metazoa; Platyhelminthes; Monogenea; Polystomatidea; Polystomatidae
Source: the annotation of a GenBank genome assembly